Colletotrichum aenigma is the source of this 1674-nucleotide messenger RNA. RefSeq names its product Alpha-L-fucosidase 2 (gene FUC95A-1). Bases 1 to 1674 code for a protein of 557 amino acids. Gene Ontology annotation, molecular function: alpha-L-fucosidase activity. The transcript has a single exon. The record is from RefSeq and is a predicted model, not a curated record. Gene Ontology annotation, biological process: carbohydrate metabolic process. NCBI's taxonomy places the organism in Eukaryota, Fungi, Ascomycota, Sordariomycetes, Glomerellales, Glomerellaceae.
AUGGCAGAGCACACGCUCUUCUACGACAAGCCGGCCAAUCUUUGGGAUGAUGCCACACCAAUCGGCAAUGGACGGCUAGGUGCCAUGGUACGUGGCACCACCGAUGUUGAAAGGCUAUGGAUCAACGAAGACUCGGUCUGGUAUGGAGGCCCUCAAGACCGUUUGAACCCGGCUGCCCGCGAUGCUCUACCCAAGGUCCGCGAGCUCAUUGAUCAAAACCGCAUACGUGAGGCCGAGCAGCUCAUCAAGAAGACCCAGACCGCCCGGCCUCGGUCCCUGCGUCACUACGAGCCGUUGGGCGAUGUCUUCCUCACAUUCGGUCACGGCCAAGAUCCCCCCGGCGACGAGGUUCGCGUCUCGGGCAUAGUCAAUUUCGAGAACAGCUUCAGUCGCGACCUGAACCGCUCUCCGCAAAACUACCGUCGCGAGCUUGAUCUCCGCACAGGCAUAUCCUCGGUUUCGUACGACUUUGGCGGUGCACACUUCGAGCGGCAGGUUUUCUCGAGCACUGUCGACGAGGUCCUAGUCAUGAGCGUCAGGUCGAAUGACGAGUAUUCUUUUCAAAUCGAUCUCAACCGUGGCGAUCACCCGGAAUGGGAUCGUCGGCUCAACCAACGCUACGAUAGCCUCGAGGAAAUCGAUGGAGGACACAUGAUCACCGGCUCCAUGGGAUCAAAAGGGGCCGUCGAGUUCGCCAUGGGCGUCCGCAUCAUUGCAGAUACCAGCGAGGGCGAAGUACAGGUUGAAAACACCGGCUACAAUGUAGUCGUCAACGCCAAGGGCCGAGUCACCGUUCUCGUCUCGGGCGAAACCACCUUCCGCAAUCACAACGCCGGUGAAGCUGUCCAGAAGCGGCUUACAUCCGCGUCGAUGAAAUCCUGGAGCGACCUGAAGUCGGCACACGUCGAGAGGUUCUCGGCUUUGUACGACAGGGUCGAGCUCCAGCUUCCUGGCAGCGGCGACAAUACCGCAGUCCCAAUCGACCAGCGCAUCCAGGCCAUCAAGGAGGGCGCAGUGGACAACGGGCUAGCCCAGCUACUGUUCCACUUUGGGAGAUAUCUUCUCAUCAGCUGUUCGCUUUCAGGCCUGCCCGCAAAUCUACAGGGCAUUUGGAACCGCGACCAUAUGCCGGUAUGGGGUUCCAAGUACAUGAUCAAUAUCAACAUCCAGAUGAACUACUGGCCUGCCGAGGUCGCGAACCUAGCCGAAACGCACGACAUCCUGUUCCGCUUCCUCGAGCGGACCGCCGAACGUGGCGCCGAGGCGGCAAAGGCAAUGUACGGCUGUCGUGGUUGGGUUAUGCACCACAACACCGACAUCUGGGCCGACACUGCACCCCAGGAUGAUGGCGUCCAGUGCACCUAUUGGACGCUUUCAGGCGCCUGGUUCAUGAUGCACCUGUGGGAACAUUACCGCUUCAGUCUUGAUAAAGACUUUCUUCGCAGGGUGUACCCUCUGAUGGCUGGAUCUGCAUUGUUCUUCCAGGACUUCUUGAUCGAGCGGGACGACAAGCUCAUCACCAGCCCCAGCUCCUCGGCAGAGAACAGCUACUACGUACUCGGGACCAAGACGGUUGCAUCCAUCGCUGCGGGUCCCGCAUGGGACGGACAGAUCCUUACGGAGUUCUUCCGGGCGGUCGUCGAGGCGUCGGUGGCCAUACUUCGUGGAGUCUAG